Molecule: messenger RNA, 403 nt
Organism: Amoebophrya sp. A120
Lineage: Eukaryota; Dinophyceae; Syndiniales; Amoebophryaceae
Source: the annotation of a GenBank genome assembly
AGAUUAGCAAGGCGAGUAUUUUGAAGGAGAAGGAGGCGGAGAUUUACGAAAAAUUUUGGUAUCCACAUUGAGCAGAAAAAAAAUGGGGAUUUGCUUUGCAGAAGGUGAAAGGCGGCCGCCUUGGGCGUGAUGCAUGUGCAUGAUAACAUACAACUUUGUCAUGCUGAUAAACUACAGACACGAUGCGGUCGCGGACGUCGUCCAGAUCAAUUUCGGUCUUAACACUGAAAAUAAUCGCAGUGAAAACCCCAAUUGCACAGAGCCCGCAUGUGCCAAAAGUCAGAGUGAAAUACAAAAAAUAAAUUCCGUCCGAGAAAAUAAAGAUCAUCCAGCAAAAGUUUUCAAGUCCAUACUUCUUUCUCCACUGUCCUGAUGGAGUUCGCGUUCCGGCAGCCGAAGGGGA